Python bivittatus (Burmese python) is the source of this 2125-nucleotide messenger RNA. The record is from RefSeq and is a predicted model, not a curated record. NCBI's taxonomy places the organism in Eukaryota, Metazoa, Chordata, Lepidosauria, Squamata, Pythonidae.
AUGAUCAGUCUACUCUCCCUUUGGAUUUCACAAACUAUUGCUUGAUCUAUCUAAGUUGAUUUUUUAUUGACCAUAUCAAGACAACUGAAAUAUUUUGCAGACUUGCUAAACCUUUCCAGGUCUUAAGACAGCAAGGAUUUUUGUGAUGAAAGGAAACAAUGAAUGCUUUUAACAACAAAGAACUCUAUGUCCUGCUUGAUGGCCAUCACUGGAGAGAUCAAAGGAAUAUCUAUCAAAGAUUAUAAGAAUGACUCUCACAAGAUCACAUUGUCAGUUCAAUCUAGGGGCCUUGCUGAUCUUAAUUACUUUACGCAUUCAUUGUGCAUAAUGAUGUGAUGACUUUUUCUGAACUUUCUAGAUAUGUAAUGUUAGUUUCAGUUAUUUGCAAAAGGAAAUGGAGGUUUUAUGGACUUUGUCAUCUAGAUUUGACAGUUGCCACAAUCUGCAGUGGCCUACAGUAACCAUGUGACCUUAACUUGCUGUUUUUACUGCCUUAAGAGGCAUCCUAGGGAGAUUUCCUUGCCAACUCAAGUUCUUCCUAUAACACAGGCAAUUUGCAAAGUGUUGCCAUGAUGUGUGAGGUAAUGCCUACCAUUAGUGAGAGUGACCCCUUAGGGCCACAGCCAGGCUCUGAUUCUGAUGCCAACUUUGAACAGCUGAUGGUGAACAUGCUUGAUGAGAGAGAUAAACUGCUAGAGACUCUUCGGGAAACACGUGAGACACUGUCUGUGACUCAGGGUCGGCUGCAGGAGACUUUGCAUGAGCGAGACCAAUUGCAGAGACAAUUAAACUCCGCUCUACCUCAGGAAUUUGCAACAUUGACCAGGGAACUCAAUGCAUGUCGAGAGCAGCUGUUGGAAAGGGAAGAGGAGAUCUCUGAGCUGAAAGCAGAACGCAAUAAUACGCGGCUUUUGUUGGAGCACUUGGAGUGCCUGGUCUCAAGGCAUGAACGCUCUUUGAGAAUGACUGUAGUGAAGCGGCAAGCUCAGUCUCCAUCUGGUGUUUCCAGUGAAGUUGAAGUUCUGAAAGCCCUGAAGUCUUUAUUUGAACAUCAUAAAGCAUUGGAUGAGAAGGUAAGAGAACGCCUAAGGGCAGCAUUGGAACGAGUAGCAACAUUAGAAGAACAGCUAUCCAGUGCCCACCAGCAAGUAAAUGCUCUUCAGCAAGGUUCUUCCCCAAGGGAACCACCUGUAGGAGAAGAUGAAAAAAGGACUGAUGGUAAAGAAUCUGGACAGAAGAUGCUUUGGAAGAGACUCCCUAAUGGCUCUAUACAUCCAGAUGAUGAGGCAAGUCAGAUUGUGGAAUUGCAGGAGCUUCUAGAGAAACAAAACUUUGAACUAAACCAAGCUAAAGAACGAUUAGCUGGUCUGGCUGCCAGUGUUGCUGAGCUUGAAGAAGAUCUAAGCACAGCCAGGAGGGACCUCAUCAAAUCUGAAGAAAUGAGCAGCAAGUACCAGAGGGACCUGCGAGAGGCUUUGGCACAGAAAGAAGACAUGGAGGAGAGGAUUACCACCCUAGAGAAACGCUAUCUGGCAGCCCAGAGAGAAGCCACUUCUAUUCAUGACCUUAAUGACAAGUUGGAGAAUGAGCUUGCCAAUAAAGAGUCUCUCCAUCGCCAGUGUGAAGAGAAGGCACGGCACCUCCAGGAGCUUCUCGAACUGGCAGAGCAGAAACUGCAGCAGACAAUGAGGAAAGCUGAGACUCUGCCUGAGGUGGAGGCUGAGCUGGCCCAAAGAAUAGCAGCUCUCACCAAGGCUGAGGAAAGGCAUGGCAGUAUUGAAGAACGACUGCGGCAACUGGAAACUCAGUUGGAGGAGAAGAACCAAGAAUUGGCAAGGGCCCGUCAACGGGAAAAAAUGAAUGAGGAACAUAACAAGAGGCUCUCUGAUACUGUGGACAGGCUGCUGAGUGAGUCCAAUGAGAGGCUUCAGCUUCACCUUAAAGAGAGAAUGGCAGCCCUUGAAGAAAAGAACACAUUGUUGCAAGAAUUGGAAAAUACUCAAAAACAGAUUGAAGAGCAGCAGCAUGACAAGAGAAGGCUGUCUGAUGAAAUUGACAGGUUGAGAUUAGAAAUUGACCAGUUAAAAGCAAGAAGUGGACCUUUUCUUGACAGUGUACAUACCAG